ACCCUAAAGCAAGCAUGUGGCCCAUUAGCAAUUAUCGUUCACUCUCGAAUCCACCGUAUAAAAUUCCAAUUCCAAACCCUAAAUAGCCAUCGCCGUUGUCAUCCCUCUUCGCAGUCCUCGCCGCUGCUCUUCUUCACGUGCAUCUCCGAGAGUUGAAGAAAAUGAGUCGAGGUGUUGCAGCUGGAGCCAAGGGGAAGAAGAAGGCGGUGACCUUCACCAUUGACUGUGCAAAGCCAGUGGAGGAUAAGAUCAUGGACAUUGCUUCACUUGAGAAGUUCCUUCAGGAGAGGAUCAAGGUUGGUGGUAAGGCUGGUGCUCUUGGUGAUGUUGUCUCCAUUGCUCGUGACAAGAACAAGAUCUCUGUUACCUCUGACAGCAACUUCUCCAAGAGGUACUUGAAGUACUUGACCAAGAAGUACUUGAAGAAACACAACGUUAGAGACUGGCUCAGAGUGAUUGCUUCAAACAAAGAUAGAAGUGUUUAUGAACUGAGGUACUUCAACAUCGCUGAGAACGAAGGGGAGGAAGAAGAUUAAUUGUUUAACCAGCUUAUUUAUUUUAAGAACUUUGUUUACCAUUUUUCCUAGGGCUACUUUCCCUUUUGGCAAGUAUUGCUUGAGAUACAAUGUUUUGUUUAGAUCUGUUGCAAUUUCACAGUUUUGAUUGUCAUUGAUGUUGAAUUGGGAAUAGAGUUUGCAUAUUAUUCUGUGUUGUUUCCACCUUAAA
This is a messenger RNA of Lotus japonicus, 726 nucleotides long. Its product is annotated as 60S ribosomal protein L22-3. Gene Ontology annotation, biological process: cytoplasmic translation. Gene Ontology annotation, cellular component: ribosome. Lineage: Eukaryota; Viridiplantae; Streptophyta; Magnoliopsida; Fabales; Fabaceae. The record is from RefSeq and is a predicted model, not a curated record. Gene Ontology annotation, molecular function: structural constituent of ribosome; RNA binding. Bases 162 to 536 code for a protein of 124 amino acids. The transcript is spliced from 3 exons.